Didymodactylos carnosus is the source of this 519-nucleotide messenger RNA. The record is from the annotation of a GenBank genome assembly. NCBI's taxonomy places the organism in Eukaryota, Metazoa, Rotifera, Eurotatoria, Philodinida, Philodinidae.
AUGACCUCUGCUAUUUCUUUGAAUGAUUACGACAGAGUUGAUGACCUGGAUAGUAAGCUAAUCCAUGGCAACCACGGCACAUUGUUAGAAGAUUUGACUCAACACGGACAAGUAUAUACUAAAACUGCAGAUCAAUGUAACGCAUGCGGUGUUAAAUUCAGUACGAUGCAGAAGCGUGAUUGUGCUGAAUGUUUGGAGAAACGGAAUGAAUCAUUAGAAAUGGACAUAAAGCUAUUAAAAGAAAAACAUCGUAAAAACAAAAUGCGUAUUCAACAAUUAGAACAGAAAAUUGAAACGAUGGAAAACACAAUUAAGUUACACUCAGUUGCAAUUAACCCAACGAUAUAUCAGGUGAAAGCAAGUCCCUUUGGUUUUGCUCCACCAUUGAGUCGCAUCUAUUCAGGAAGCCAAGGCUUUAUUAAUGGUAAUGCAGAUAAACCGUUUUUACAAGGUGCUAAACCAAAUACUACAGCACACGUAGGACUUUUUGGUUCAUUAGGUGCAUCUUCACAAAGGUAA